Diabrotica virgifera virgifera (western corn rootworm) is the source of this 10664-nucleotide messenger RNA. Its product is annotated as gastrula zinc finger protein XlCGF57.1-like. Gene Ontology annotation, molecular function: RNA polymerase II cis-regulatory region sequence-specific DNA binding; DNA-binding transcription activator activity, RNA polymerase II-specific. Gene Ontology annotation, cellular component: transcription regulator complex; PcG protein complex; nucleus. Gene Ontology annotation, biological process: regulation of immune system process; regulation of cytokine production; negative regulation of transcription by RNA polymerase II. The record is from RefSeq and is a predicted model, not a curated record. The coding region runs from base 1258 to 2607 and encodes 449 amino acids. NCBI's taxonomy places the organism in Eukaryota, Metazoa, Arthropoda, Insecta, Coleoptera, Chrysomelidae. The transcript is spliced from 3 exons.
UUUUAGUACGUUACAUAAAUCGAUAAAAAAUAAUGCUCGAUAGAAAUUUUCAUGUUUAUUUUGAAACUAUUAUAAAUUCAACUAAGCACUAAAAAUCGCUUUUUUAAGGGGAAAUACGCAAAAUGUCGCCUGUCAAAAUUUUAAAUGUAUUAUUUUUUCGAAUCAUGAGAAAACUCUAAGGAUUUUUUAAAAAUUUAAACGCAAAAUGAAAGAUCACGUUAUUACCGAGGGCCAAAAGUCCCUUAGAAUAAAUAAAAAGUUCCUUUUGAAUAAAAUACAUUCGGAAAUUAGAAAGAUUACCCAUGAGCGAUCUUAUUAAACAAAUAUUUUCUAUGUUCCAGAAAGUAAUGAACCAGUACCAUUAUUAAAAGAACAGUAGUUUAUAUAAUUAUUACAUGUUCUUGCUCUGGCCAAUUUUUUUUGUGGCACGGUUACAGGAAAAUACAGCGUGUUUUAUAUGUUGAUUCAAGAGUAAUCUUUCAUUAUUCCUACUGUAUUUGCAAUUAAAAAUCACAAUAAAUUUUCUCUUUUAUUUUCACCCCUGUAACUGAUAAAAACAGAAGUUUUCAGGGACUUUCGGCCAUCAGUAAUAAUGUAAUCUUUGAUUAAAUUUUUUCAAAAAUAUUUAUUGGUUUUCUGAGGAUUCGAAAAAAAAUAAAUACAUUUAAAACAUAUUGAAAGUUUUGACAGGCGACAUUUUGCGCCUUGAUACAAAACUUAGUCAAAAUCGAUAUUUUUUAUUUAAGACCUUUUUACUUAUCAGUACAAAAUUGAUAUAUGGGUUAGAUUAAAUUUUACAGAAAAAAAUACAAUUCAUAUUAAAUAGAUCAACUUAAAAACACUAUAGUUUUAAUUAAUACUUUGUUUCUCAGUGUAACUCAAAUUUCCUACGGUUUUGAACGAAUUCCUCAUUACUUUUCUUAGUGUAGUGUGAAGUAGUAUCCCUACCAUUCUCCGACCGAUAUUUCUCCCCCCUGAAUAUCAAAGGAGCCGACAGGUGCUUUCGCUUCUUGGUGGAUGGAGUAUUCUUUGGUACAAGUACAACAGACAAUGAGACAACAGACAACAGUAAACACACAGCACACCCAGACACAGUAAACAAAGAACUUUAAUAUUCUUAUAUUCUUUGCAGUAAAAAAAGUAAUAAAUGAAACGAGUGGUGAAUGUAUGAAUUAUUAAGAAGAAAAGAAAACAUAACGCAAUAAUAAUUUGCCAUCUUUUUAAGUGUUAUAUAAUUUCUAAUACUAAUCAAAUCAAAUGGAAGUAAACCAAGAAGUUAUGGAAGAUAUGUGUAAAAUAGAAAUAGAUAAUAAUGAAUUGGAUGAUGCUCUUUUGGAUACCUUUAAAACUGAAAUCAAGGAGGAACCGGAAAUAGAUAUUAAAUUUGAUGAUUUAAACUAUAAGAAAUAUCCUUUAAAGACAGAAAUAGAAUACAAUGAAGAUAAUGUGCGUCUCCUUCAAGAAAAAGAAACACAUGAAAGUUUCAAAUAUGAAGAUAGACUAGCUGAUGAAAAUGACGAAUUAAAAACCCAUGUUAAUACCCAAUUGAAUCAAUGUACAACUAAAGGUUUCAAAUAUGAAGAUAGACUAACUGAUGAAAACAACGAAUUAAAAAAUCAGGUUAUAACUAACCAAUUGAACCAAUGUACAACUGACAGUAGGAAAGUAAAUACCGUUGAAAAAUCUUUUGCUUGUCAGAUUUGUUUUAAAAAGUAUCCAUUGAAGGAAAGUUUAAAAAGACACAUGGCAGUGCAUACUGGUGAAAAACCAUUUGGAUGUGAAAUAUGCACAAAACAGUUUGUAACGCCCUAUGAGUUAAGAAUACAUAUGGUGGUGCAUACUAAUGAAAAACUAUUUAAAUGUGAAAUUUGCACCAAAAAGUUUUCGCGAAGUUCUGAUUUAAAAAUACAUUUGAGAUUUCACAGUGGAGAAAAACCAAUUGAAUGUGAAAUAUGCACAAAACAGUUUUUACAAAAUGGUCACUUGAAAAUUCAUAUGAUGAGAACGCACACUGCUGAAAAACUGUUUGGAUGUGAAAUAUGCACAAAACAGUUUGUAACACAGAGUGAGUUAAAAAAACAUAUGAUGGUGCAUACUGGCGAAAAACCAUUUGGAUGUGAAAUAUGCACAAAACAGUUUUCACGAAGUGAUCACCUAAAACUUCAUAUGAGAAGCCAUACUAGUGAAAAACCGUUUUGUUGUGAAAUAUGCACAAAUCAGUUUUCACGAAGUGAUCGCUUAAAAGUUCAUAUGAGAAGCCAUACUAGUGAAAAACCAUUUUGUUGUGAAAUAUGCACAAAACAGUUUGUAACAAAGAGUGAGUUAAAAAAACAUAUGGUGGUGCAUACUGGCGAAAAACCAUUUGGAUGUGAAAUAUGCACAAAACAGUUUUCACGAAGUGAUCACUUAAAAGUUCAUAUGAGAAGCCAUACUAGUGAAAAACCAUUUUGUUGUGAAAUAUGCACAAAACAGUUUUCACGAAGUGAUAGCUUAAAAGUUCAUAUGAGAACCCAUACUAGUGAAAAACCAUUUGGAUGUAAAAUAUGCACAAAACAAUUUACACAAAAUGCUCAUUUGAAGGGCCACAUGAGAACGCACAUUGCUUAGAAACCAUUUAGAUGACAAAUAUGCACAAAACAGUUUGUAACACAAUGUGUUACAAAUACACAAUAUAGUUGUGCAUCUUGGUGAAAUACGGUAUGCGGCAAAAUAAACAGUACUGAAAUUCGUAUGCCUCAAAUUUGUAUGUGUCAGUCGCCGAAACGCACUCGGUGGUUUCCGAACGUAUGAGUUAUAACGUGUGUGAAUGUCGUGAUAAGGUUAGGUGAAAAUUGAUUGAGAUUUGGUGUUUCUAAAUUUGCAUACAUUCGUGAUCAGUGACUCGUUCAACCCCUUUUAACUACAGCCCUUUCAAUAAUAAGGACUUUGAACCGAUGAAACUUACAGAUCAUAUAAACAAUAUAUACACCAGUCAAGAAACUUGUGAAGUCGUAACGAUUAAGUUCAUUUAAGAUACUAAUUAGGGGGUGACUUUCUCGAUUUUUUUACCAAAACCAAAAGGGACUAACUUUAUUUUGAGCGUAACUUGUUUAAUUUUGUUGCUAGAAUUUUUUUUUAUAAAACAAAAAUGAAGCUUUUUUAAACACUAUAAAUAAGUUGUAAUGAGUUUUCCCCGAAAUGUGCUUCAUUUUUGGUUAUUUCACGUUAAAGUAUUCCAUUUGGAAUUUGACUAAUAUGAACCUAUUUUUUAUUAGCUAUAACUCUGCUUCUACUAGGUGUAGAGACGUGAUAUAUACACCAUUUUUUUAAAUUUUUUACAGGCUAUAUUUUGCUGAGAAUGUUUUUUCGACAAAAUACUUACUAUUUGAGUUAUUUGCGAAAAACCGUCUAAAAGCGUGGUUAUUUUGUUGAAAAAAUGAACAUAUUCACUGCCAAAUAACUCGAAAAGUAUUGACUUAGUGAAAAAACUCUAUAGAACAAAAGUUACUUAAAAUUAGCUAGUUUAUCCAUUUCCUGACUUUCUUUGGAUGAAUAUUUUUUCACCCUCAAGAGGGGGGUGAAACCCCCCCCCCCAGGGCAAAAGUACACAUCGGUACAAUAUCACUUUUUUUCUUUGACUUGUUAGCUAUGUGUAUGCCAAAUUCCAUGUCAAUCCAAGCGGUUCUUUAAAAUUUAGAGGUUUUGCAAUAUUUUACCGUUAAAGAACGGACUAAAAUUAAAACGCGAUGUUUUAGAAUAAAACGUGCCAAAAACUCUUAUGGCGAGCUCCUAGAAAAAGGAUUGAGUUGAAUUUAAGUACUUCGUAAUUUCUAAAAUUAUUUUUUUAUUUGUGUUUUUGAACCUUGAAAAUCGUCAUUAUUCGAUUUUUUCCACUUUUAAAUUGUUUAGAACUCGGAAACGAAUAAUUUUAUAGAAAAAUUACAAAAGAUCUUUUUUGUCCCCAAUGAUCCAAAGAACCUUAAGUAAUAUUUAACCGAGCCGAAAAAAUUGAUUUUUAUAAUUUGUUUAAAAAUUUUUUUUAAUAAAUGUAGCAAUAACUCCGAAAUUAUGGCAUUUAGGUAUAGGGAAUGUAACAUGAAAAAUAAUCAGUAUUUCUUUAGGACUUAAAAACGCAAAAAUAUACAGGGUGUUCCAUUUGAAAUAAGAAAGUUUAUUAGAUUUCCAGAAAAACGGAAAGUCUGACAACAAUGUAAUUGCCAUUAUAAUAUCGGCCGCCUCAGAAAACCCUUACCCACCAUUCCCACCAAAAUCUAUAAAAAUCGUGCAAGCCGUUUCCGAGAUAAUUGAGUGUUUCCAUACACAAAACUCACUCUGUAUAGAAGAGUAUAUUUAGAAAUUGAAUUAAUGAUGUCAUGCUACUAUACAUUAGACACAGUACGUAAAUCGCUCAGCUGGACACAGGUAAUAUACAUUGAGAGAAUUGUGGCAAUUGCGCUAACCUGUGUUAGUUGAAGCUUCUGUUCGAGUACGAGUUUUUGGUGCGAUAGAGCUGUUAGAACGAAUAGAAUGAGUUGGUUUUGAAGCAAGGUUGUCCAUAAAUAAAUCAAAAACAAAGUUUACUCUACCUAAUUUUUAAAAUAUUUUUUAUUUAAAAACUAAUUUCAAAACUAAACAGUUUUCCCAUUCCCUUAGGCCAAAAAUAUUUAGCUACUACAUUGUCAUAUUUUGACGUUUAUUUGUAUCAGUCGCAAUAAGUUGUCAAUUUUGAGGUUAAUUCCCCUUAAUGCUAACAACCAUAUUGUCAUCGAGAGAGAUCAGUUGCCACAAUGAUCUCAAUAUAAUACAAUGUAUGUAUUUAUGUAUCUAAAUAUAUACAACGUAUGUUCCCUAUGUCCAGCUGAAUGAUUUACGUACUGUAUAUAAUAGCAUGACAUCAUGAAUUCAAUUUCUAAAUAUAUUCUUCCAUAUAUAUUUAUUUUUCUUAAUAUGUAUGCGAGUUGGGGUGUUAUGAAUAGGACAAGAUUUUCCUAUUGGGCUGACCAACUAUCCCUAUAUAAAUAAUGCUUAUAGGUAUUAAGUUCCUUUAAGUUUCCUAACUGGCGUGUUUAUUUUGUUGAAUUUGUCUUUUUGUACUUUCGGUUUCAUUUCAGCUAAUAUAUUUUUAUGUUUGAACAAUUUUUUUCUUUAAUUUUGGACCUUGUUUGGGGGAGAUAUUUCCUCAUUUUCCCUCCACGUAGAUCCGCACUGGCCAGAGGGCAUCUUUAACAUCUGUUUUAUCAGGAACAUGCGUUAUUGUGAAUAAUGUUUGCAAGGCCAUGUCAUGUAUACUAGAUAUAUAAAUAAUCAUAAACAUGUCAAUAUUGAUUUUAGUACUGUUUAUUGUGCCGCUUACUGUAGGUACUAUUCGAAUGUGAAGUUUUCUCAAAAUAGUUAUCACAAGUUCUAAUUUAAAAAUGAAGGGUCAGGGGAAGGAACGAUGCGUGUAUAUCUGGAAGCAUUUUCAGUAAAAUGAAAAACAAAGUUACAUAUUCAUUGUUUUUCCCCCUUGGGUCCAAUCUUCUAAUGUGUUUUCAAGAUGAUUCUCAUCGUUAUUUACCCUUGGCCAUUCACAGAUUGAUAGUACUUUUUCUAAGCUAAUAGGUAGCACAAGAAUUGUAAAAUGACCAAAUAUUGACAUUUAUCGUUUUUCCCUCUGACCCUUCAAAUACAUUUGAGAAUUCACACUGGAGAAAAACCAUUUGUGAAAUUUGCAGUCAACGAUUUAUUGUAGCAAAUAAAGAUUUAAAAAGACGUCAACACAUUCUAAGGCAGGCCGCACAUCAAAGAAACAUGAAACGUGAAACAUGAAACAAAUAAAUCGUAAAAAAAGUAACCGUUUCAUGUGAUACGCUAAUCGAUGAAACAAAAAUAAAAUUUGUAUAUUCGGCAAUGGAUAGUGACGUGGUCGUUGCUGUCGGCGCCACUCUUUAAUUGCUUUUUAAUAUUAAAGAAACGUAAAACAUAAAACGUGAAACAUGAAACAAAUAAAUUGUGAAGAACGAAACCGUUUCAUGUUAUAUAGUGUAGGAAACAGAGGUUGAACUUCGCAAACUUGACACAAGUCCGGUUUUAUUUUUUUUCUAGUAUAUCAAGGUGUGCUUUUGAUGGGACUAACUUUUUCUUAAAAGAUUUCGCCCCGGAACACCCGGGGUGGUUUAACAUCCGUUUAAAGGGGGUAGUUUGUGGUUUUUGCGAAACGUAGCCCUUUCUGUACGUUAUUGCAAAAAUGUCCUUAAUAGAAAUAUGAAGAGAACCGUAUUUCCUACAAUUUAUUCCGCGACAGCAUAUGUCUAUUACCCACCGUUUAGCGGGGUUGGCGCUCCAAAGUUGACAAGUUUUUAAAAAAGAUGUUUGGAAAUCAAGAAGCAACCCAGCGGCAAUUAAUCAUAAAUAAGUGUCUGAUUUUUUGGUAUAGGUUUCACUUAAGGGCAAUUGUUCAUUUUUUAAUUACAGGGUAUAAUAAUAAUAAUAUCGUAUGGCAUUUUUGCCGGGGAGAUCCUUUCGGACAGUUCCGGCGCCAUUUACAUCUUUAACCCUGUUUCAAGUAACUAGUGCCGAUUUACACUAGCCCAGGGGGACCGACGGCUUAACGUGCUCUACGAGUCACGGUGAGACGGCUCGUGUCAUUAUUGGAAAUGAAAAUGGUUUGUCUUUGGCAGGGCUCCAUCCCACGUGCACUGGCGUAUGAGGCCAGCGAUUAUGCCGUUACUCCACGGCCGCUCACGAAUUACAGGGUGUUAAAUUUUAAAAAGUCCCUUUUUAUACCACCUGAACCGCUUAUGCUAGCGUAAAAAAUUUCUCGGCGAUUACCCACGUACAAGUUUUAUUUACAAAUUUGUAUAAUUCACCCCCAUAUCUUCCCCGAAACUACCCCUAAAAAAAAAGGAAAAUGAAUAAAGAAAAUAUGCAAAAAUUGACUCUGGGCCACUACUGUGGCUUUAGGGUGCAAAGAAAGUAAAAUAUGUAUAGGUCAUAAUAUGUAGCAGACAGUGUGCUCUUUUAUUUGUCAUAAGUAUAUUAUUAAUAAAAUGAAUAGGUGACGAAAAAAAAAACAAAAACUGGAACCACCAAAGCAUUUCUGAGGUUUGCGGCGCCACUGUGCCGUAACGGUUGCUUAUACGAAAAAACAUGCAUAGGACCUUAUUUGUAGAGCAAAUGGUGGUCUUUAAUCCUGUAUAAGCGUUGUUUCAAAAAAAUAUACAGGAAAUGAAAAAAUCGUAAAAACAUGCUCGCCAAACUUAUUUUCAGGGAUAGGGACAGCUUCCGCAGGGAUGUUGCAAUAACCAUAAUAUAUAUUUAUAAAAAAAACCCUACUGAUGGAGUAGGAUUUUUUCCUACCCCCUUUAAAGGAAUGAAAAUGGGUGUUCCGGGGCAAAUCUUUUAAGAAAAAUUUAGUCUCAUAAUAAGCACCCCUUGAUAUACCAAAAAAAAAAUAAAACCGGACUUUUGUUAAAUUUGCGAAGUUUAAUCUCCUUUUCCUACACUAAUAUACUAAUCAAAGAAACAAAAAUAAAAUUUGUAUAGUAGAUAGUGGAAAGUGAUGGUGACGAGGUCGUUUGAAUAAACUCUUUUAUAACUGUCCAAAAAUCAUAACCAUAGUACAUAAUAUUUGGUUGCAAACGAAUUAAAUAAUCAUCUUGCUAAUUUUCAAUAAUUUUAUAGAAUGAGUAUUCAAACAUUUACAUUGUUUUAUUGUGGGUCCUGGUUUAAAAAAAACGAUAUUUUCUUGUUAUUGUCUAUUCAUGUACCACUCCAGGUUAUAAUUGUACAACUCUUUGUUCUGCUCCACCACAGAAACCAAUGCAAUAUUAAAUUCUUGGUCGGGAUUCAUUUUACGCACGUAAUUAAUUAUUCAAAACAAUGAAACUGAUAUCGAAAAAUAGAACACGUCCUAUUUCAUGAAACACGUUUCAAGAAGAUAAAAAUGUUUCAUGGGCAUGAAUCACCUUCGUUUCAUAGAUAUGCGGACGUCUAUUUGUUUAACAGUGUUUUAUUUCCAUGAAACGUAUUUCACGUUUCAUGUUUCUUUGGUGUGCGCCUUCGGAAGAUAAAAAUGUUUCACACGAAUGAAUCACACUCGUUUCAUUGGUAUUAUGCGGACUUCUAUUUGUUUAGCAUUGUUUUAUUUUCAUGAAACGUGUUUCAUGUCUUAAAAAAUGGUAUUUGUAAAACUAUUUGUAUGUGAAAUAUUUACAAAACGAUUUUCACAAAAAGCUCACUUUAGAGUUCAGAUAACAAGGCAUACUAGAGAGAGACUCAUUAGCAGUAUUUAGCUCAUAUAAAUAACGUUGACAUAACCAUCGUGUUUUAGAUUUAGUGUUGGAAAUAGAGUGGAAAUAUAUACAACUAUAUAGGCAAAAAUGAACAACAUAUGUAUUUAUUUACCCGACGUCCUCAUUCUCGAAAAAUUCAGAGUGAGUUUUAUGUAUUUAAACCCUCAAUUAUCUCGGAAACGGCUUGCGCGGUUUUUAUAUGUUUUGGUGGGUAAGGGUUUUCUAAUGCGGCCGAUAUUAUAGUCGUAAUUAUAUUGAUGUCAGCUCUUUUAUUUUUCUAGAAAUCUAAUGAACUUUCUUAUUUCAAAUGGAACAUCCUGUAUAUUUUUUGCGUUUUGAAGUCCUUAAGAAAUAUUGAUUAUUUUUCAUGUAAUAUUCCCUAUACCUAAAUGCCGUAAUUUCGGAGUUAUGCUAGAUUUAUUUUAAAAAAAUUAUAAACAAAUUUUACAAAUCAUUUUUUUUGCCCGGGCACACAUUAUUUUAGGUUCUUUGGAUCGUUGGAACAAAAAAGGUUUUUUGUAAUUUUUCUAUGAAGUUAAUCGUUUCCGAGUUACAUAAUAAACAAUUUAAAACUGAAAAAAAUCAAAAAUGUCUAUUUUUAAGGCUCAAAAACAAGUAAAAAAAAUAUUAUUUUUAGAAUCACGAAGUAUCUAAAUUCAAGUUUCCUUAUUUUAUGAGGUUCCGAUAAGUAAUUUGGGCUUAUUUCAUUUUAAAACAUUCUUCUUCUUCUUCUUCUUAACUCAGGCGAGACUCGUUAGUCUCUGGCACUUGGUCAUAAGACCUUUGUACCAAACCCUGUUCUUCUCCUUAAACUUUAAUAAGUCCUGUGGCCUCAACGAAGGCCAACAGUUUUCUUAUUGGUAGUUUUAAGAUCUCUUCUGGUUCAAACCUCAUUUGACCAGUGAAGUUCUGCCUUACAUCACCUAGCACACUGCAAUAGCAUAGUAUGUGUAUGGCAGUUUCUUCUUCCAUUUCGCACUUUCUGCACCAUGGUUCAUUCACCUUACCUAGUUUGUAUAGGUGAUUUCUUAAACGACAAUGUCCAGUCACCAUUUCAGUGACCGUUUUGAUCUCUCGUUUAUUGAGGUUCAUCAAACUGUUCGAGAGUUUUUUCUCAAUAUUCUUGAUUAUUUUUUUAGUCUGGAUUUGCCCUUGAGUGGUUCUCCAUUUAUUUUGAUGAUUCUUUAUCAGCCAUUUCUGAACCUCGUUUUUCAUAGCAUCUUUAGUGAUGCCACAGAAAGGUCCUGGGCCUUCAAAAGUUUUUCUCGAGCCUUGUUUCGCUAACAUAUCUGCUCGUUCGUUCCCAUGCACCCCUUCAUGACCCGGCACCCAUAUUAAAGACACUUUGUUGUCAUUUGCCAGGUUCUUGAGGAGAUCUUUGCAGUUUCUCACCAGUUUUGAUUUGGUGAGAGGGUUCUUUACAGCCAGAAUAGCCGAUUGGCUAUCUGUGUAAAUGUUGAUUCUCUUAGCUUUAGGGUCCUCAUCAAUUAUUUCAUCAAUGCAGGCCACCAAAGCAAAAACUUCAGCCUGGAACACCGUUGUAUGUUGACCUAGGCUGUAAGAUUUAUUAUAGUUACAUGUUUGCCCAAAGACUCCUGAUCCAGUACCAUGGGCAGUUUUAGAUCCAUCAGUGAACCGUAUUAAGUCUCCAUUAAUGUUUGGGACUUUUUGUUCUCUAGAUGGUAUAAUUGUGUUAAUCUUCUCAGUGAAGAUUAGUUCUGGUGUCAUCAUAUCUAAGUUCAUCAUAAAUAUGUAUUCCUCAAGUAUAGUCCCAGUAAUGUCUGUGUGGCUAUUCAAUACAUAAUUUGGCCUCCAAGUAUUGUUUGCUUUGAGCCUCAGGAUGGUCAUAAAGGCUACCGCCGAAAUAUACAAUUCCAGCGGAGGGAGACCUGUGAUAGCCUCUAAUGAAGCCGUUCCUGUACUAUUCAAGGCUCCUGUUAUAUUUAGAAGCGCUUGUCUUUGUAGGGUGGUGAGAGUGAUCACACAAGAUUGCAAAGCCGUCUUUCUCCACCAGAGUACUGACCCAUAAGUAACUGUCGGUCGUAUCACUGAUGUGUACAACCAACAUAUCACCUUUGGUUUCAAUCCCCAGGUUUUACCUACAACUCGUCUGCAGUUCCAGAAGAGUCGCUUAGCCCUAUUGGUUAUAUUGGUAAUAUGAGUAUUCCAAUUGAGUUUCGAAUCCAGGGUUACCCCUAGAUACUUAACCUCAUUGGUUCUUUCCAGUACCUCUCCAAAUAAUUUCAGCUCACUCAGUCCAGUAAGCUUCCUCUUAUUUGUAAAGGCUACCAGUUUAGUUUUAGAAGGGUUCACGGAGAGGUUCUCUUUCAGACACCAGUUCUCUAUGUAGUGAAGGGCAUAUCGCAUCUGAUACGCAACAGUGCUGGGAAAUUUUCCCCUAGUUACUAUCAC